AUGGCGGAGUUGGAAAUACUCAUUUGCUCUCAUUUAAAUGCAUUCAUUUCACAAUCGCUGUCCAGAUUAACAAAGAUGAAUACUGUUGAUCCCAUCUUUGAUUCCCCUUACAUUAUACAGCUGGAAAUGACAUUACAUAUUCUAUCAAGUGUUUACAAAGACAAUCUAUCUCUGUUAAUAUAUAUUCUUGCUACUGUGAAAGAUAUCAUAAGGAAUGCCAUGGAUUAUCAAUAUCGACAUCUAUUUUUUGCUUGCUCUUUUCCAAUAUUUACAAUGUAUUUCUUUUCUGUAGAUAAUUAUUCUAUUCAAACAGUAUCAAGCAGACCAGUAGAAGCAAUAAUGGAUAUUCAAUAA
Messenger RNA from Phycomyces blakesleeanus NRRL 1555(-), 354 nucleotides. RefSeq lists its product as hypothetical. The transcript is spliced from 6 exons. Lineage: Eukaryota; Fungi; Mucoromycota; Mucoromycetes; Mucorales; Phycomycetaceae. Bases 1 to 354 code for a protein of 117 amino acids. The record is from RefSeq and is a predicted model, not a curated record.